Acanthocheilonema viteae is the source of this 1812-nucleotide messenger RNA. The record is from the annotation of a GenBank genome assembly. NCBI's taxonomy places the organism in Eukaryota, Metazoa, Nematoda, Chromadorea, Rhabditida, Onchocercidae.
AUGAAGUGUACAACAUCUAAAAUCUCUUAUUCGAUCAAUGAUUCACGUUGGUCCGAGGCUGUGGUGGAAUCGUAUAAUUUUAACAAUGUUAUGGAAGCAGUCCAACCAGUGGAAUCAUUCUUUGAGAGACAGGAAUUUGAUGUAACAUGUGCAGUUUGUAAAACAUCAAUUGAAGAAGAUCGUGCUGACUUAAUAGCACAUUACAAAUCUGAGUGGCAUCGACAUAACCUUCGUCGAAUCUUGCAGGGACGACCACUGCUUACCGAAGAUGAAUUUGAGCAAGCGAUAUCCGAGAAUAGUGAACUUAGCUCGUUAGAUACAGAAAGCGAUGAUGAGAUAAUGCCAUUCACUGGCGGAGCUCAUGCUUAUUUCAUAAGCGAUGGAACAGUAUAUUCCAUAUAUCGAUGUAUUUUACUGAAAAACGAGGUCAUAUCUCAAAAUUUGUUCCAACGUCCAUUAGACUGUACUAUUUUAUUGCUUUCUGCUGGCCAUUUCUGUGGCGGAAUUUUCAAAAAUCAUGAAUUGGUUGUACAUAAAAGUUUCCAUCGAUAUGUUGUUCGAGCAAAACAGGGAACAGCGCAAUCAGUAUCGGAUGCGCGGGGAUCUACGGCGAAAAGUGCUGGUGCCUCUGUGAGAAGAUAUAACGAAAAAGCUUUAAAAGACGAAAUCCAGUGUUUGUUGGCAAGUUGGUCGAGCUUAUUAGAAGAAAGUCCAUUAAUAUUUGUGCGUUGUCCAAUGUAUAUCUUUUUUGAGCAAACAAAAAAAUUUAAAUUAGAAAAGUGCGAUGAACGUUUGAGGACAAUACCAUUUGAAACACGUCGACCAACGGUAGACGAGCUUCAGCGAACAUGGUCAAGAUUGAAGCUCGUUCGUUCACAUGGGUCAGCGAUUGAUUUUAAUAAAGAGCAAGAAAGGCUUAAAAAGUUGCGGAAGAAUCAGAGGCGAUUGUUUCGGCGCAAGAUAUCAAGUGCAAAAUAUAUGUCCAGUGAAUCUUCUCUGGAAUCAGAUAAUGAUAACAAUGUCAUUGAUGAAAUGAAACACCGGCAACCUGAAGAAGAAAAAGAAAAUUCGGAACAAGAAGAGACAACAGUGAAUCUUUUGAGUAAGACAAACGCUCAGGCUUUGUAUGCCUCUAUUCGCUUGAAUUCGGUUUCAAAGUUACGCCAACUAUUGGAAAGUAAUGAAGAAAAGAAAGAAGAUUUCUUGAAAUAUAUCAGAGAAAUGACGUUUCCACCAGUGUCUUCAACUUUUCUGCAUGUCGCGGCGAGAAGAGGUACAGUGGAAAUUCUGAAAGAGUUGUUAUUGUUAGGAUGUGAUCCAGCGGUGAAAGACAGCGAAGGAAAAGUUCCUUAUCAGGUUGCACAAAAUCGAACAGUUCGUCAAGCGUUUAGCACAUUUCGAUCCGAACAUCCCGACACAUUCAACUGGAAUGUUAGCCAAAUACCAGAACUAGCAGUCAUGAGUGAAGAGCAACUAUCGAAAGAGGUAGAGAGGAAACGAAUCCAACGUGAAAAAAAAAAGCAAAGGGAUAAAGCUAAAAAAGCUGCUCAUUAUCAGGAGAAGAUGGAACAAGAACAACGUCAAAAAUAUUUAGCACUUUCCGAUCGAGAAAAAAGAGCCCUUGCUGCAGAACGCCGGAUUGCUGCAUCUUUACAAAAACGUUGUCAAGUUGUUGAAAAUGAUGGUAAUCGCUGUUUCAAGUGUGGUGCAGUUCUCGAUCCCAAGCAUUUUGAAUAUUGUGAUAAUUAUUUUUGUUCACUCGCGUGUUUGCAGCAGCAUCGAAAAGAAAAACCGCCUCAACUUAUAUCCUGA